AUGUUGGAAGCAUCGAGCAACAUCGUGGGAUCGCAGCAAUCCUUCUUUGCGACGCUCCUGAGCCAGUCUGGAGGCUCUGGCGAUCUCGAUCAAACCCGGAAGAUCCACUCCCGGAUAGUGGACAGCGGCUACUCCAAAGACAAGUUUCUCCUCAAUCUCAUCAUCCAGGCUUACGGAAAAUGCGGCAGUGUCGGAGAUGCGCGCCGUGUCUUCUCCGCGAUCGAUCACCCCAAUCUCUUCUCAUGGAACAUCAUGAUCCAAGCAUAUGCCCGAAACGGGCAUCUAGAUGAAGCGCGUAACCUCUUUGAUCGAUCUCAUUCCCCCGAUCCAGUCGCAUGGAAUGAAAUGAUCACUGCCUAUGCGCAGCUUGGCGAGAUGGAGGAAGCCAAAAUUUUGUUUGAUCGAGUGCCAGAAAAGAGUGAAAUCACCUGGACCGGGAUGAUAACAGCAUAUGCCAGAAACGGGCAUCUGAACGAAGCCAGGACGGUGUUUGACGCAAUGCCGAUCGAGAAGAAAACCAUAGCUUCGUGGACGGCAAUGCUCCAGGGCUACACCCAAAACUCCCGGAUCGAUCAGGCCCUUGAUUUCUUUCAGACGUUCCCGGCCCACAACGUGGUCUCCAUCACCGCCAUGGUGUCGGCGCUCACGAGCCACGGCCGUGGCGACGAGGCCGAGAUGCUGUUCUUAUUUAUGCCCGCGAGGAAUUUGCUCUCCUGGACUGUGAUGAUCCAGGCCUACUCCAAGCAGCAGCGCAUCGAUCGCGUCCGCGAGCUCUUCGAGUCGAUGCCCGAGAGGGAUCUCAUCAGCUCCACGGCGGCGCUCCAGGCAUUCUCCCGCGGUGGCGAUCUCGACUCGGCCAAGCGCGUGUUUGAUUCCAUGCCCGAGCACAACACCAUGUCGUGGGGAUCAAUGGUGGUGGCGCUUGCGGAGCGGCGGCGGCUCGAGGAGGCGGCGCUGCUCCUGGAAGCUAUGCCUGGCGAGAAGAGCGUGGUGGGAGCAACAGCGCUAUUCCAGGCGUAUGCCCGGGAUGGGCAUCUAUGCGAGGCUGAGAUGAUCUUCCGCGAGAUGGGUGAUCGCGACACCAUUGCCCAUAAUGCGAUGCUCCAGGUCUACGCGCAGCACGGCCAGAUGGGCGACGCCAUUGCGGAGUUUCAAUCCAUGGCGUGGCGAAGCUCCUCAUCAUGGAACGCGAUGCUCUCGGCGUAUGCCCAGCACGGGCAUGUGGAUCACGCGGCGGGUUUCUUCGCGGCUAUGCCAAUCAGGAGCUCUCCUGUGGCGUGGAACGCCAUGAUCGCGGCGUAUAGACGCAACGGCAAGGACGAGCGCGCGAUUUCCUCCUUCUGGGCGAUGAUCCUCGAGGGGAUCCCGUGCGAUGCGUCGACCAUCGCGAGCGUUCUUGGGAGCUGCAGUCAUGCGGGGAGAUUUGCCGAGGCGUGGAACUUGUUCCUGGCAAUGAAGAAGGACUUUGGCGUGGAUCCAUCACACGAGCACUACUCGUGUGUGGCGGACGUUCUCGGGAGAUCUGGACUGGUGAGAGACGCCGAGGAGCUCAUCAAGACAAUGCCAUUCGUUCCAGAUGAGCGUGGCUGCGGUGGAUUGCUCAAUGCUUGUAGAGUUCAUAGGGAUUUGGAGAGAGGAGCAAAGGUGGCGAUGAAUGAGUUUAAAAGUGAGAGGAGCGAGCCUGUAAGUUACAUGCUUCUUGCAAAUUUGAUUACUGCUAAGAUACCAAGUUUGGCUUCUGAUUCAAAAUAG
This is a messenger RNA of Selaginella moellendorffii, 1752 nucleotides long. RefSeq names its product pentatricopeptide repeat-containing protein At4g02750. Gene Ontology annotation, biological process: RNA modification. The transcript has a single exon. Gene Ontology annotation, molecular function: protein binding; RNA binding. NCBI's taxonomy places the organism in Eukaryota, Viridiplantae, Streptophyta, Lycopodiopsida, Selaginellales, Selaginellaceae. The coding region runs from base 1 to 1752 and encodes 583 amino acids. The record is from RefSeq and is a predicted model, not a curated record.